AUGCAAGUCACUGGACCUCCAAAUCCCGGGGAUAGCGGUACCUUAACCCCAUACACAGAUCCCCACCCUGUACAGCCAAAUGUUGCCGUUCCGGGAAGUAUGACCGUUGGUGGUCGCUCGAGCAAGUUCUUCGGCUGUGCGCUGUGCAACAAGUUCAGGCCAUCGAAGAGGAGUUAUAACGCUGAACGUCACAUUUGGGUGAAACACAUAUCACAAACUGUAGUCGAAGGUUUGAGUGAUUCCGAUCCGCGACCACCAUAUAACGCUGCCAAACAUAAAGCUCUCGUCUACAGACAUCAGAAGAAGUUUUUCAAUGUACAGCCUGAUAUUGAACCAAAUCUUGUGGCACAGCGCAGUUUCUCUCAAGCUGACCAAGUAGCGCGAGGACAGGGGCCUCCUGAGUUCAAACAGCCUGAGCAAAAUCUUUGGGCUGUGCCACCAGAACAGCAAGCACAGCCAACCCAGCCAGUUCCAGAACAAUGGAACGGCUACUACGACAAUCCUGUGGACCCCAGCAUGAAGAAGGGAGAGCAGCCAAGGGAUGCUACUGGUUCAUACUCUGGAGCGUUCUCCUCGUGGGACCCCGUAUACCAAAGGCGCGAGGGCGACUUUGCCAAGGGUAAUGACUUCUCAUCCAAUCAAGGCUACCCACAAUCGACCUCACCACGCUACAACUCUAUGCCCCAACGUGACUAUGCCGGAUGGCCGGCCGACACACAGGCAAGCGGGUACGACCAGUGGGCACCACAACAGGGCAAUUAUCUUGUGCACGAGAAUGGGGCUGCUUUGUCCCAGGGAACACUCCCUCAGGGACCUCAGGGAGCCUAUACACAGCAAACAGGGGCUUAUGGAGGGCCUCAGGCGUUCGCUGGGCAACACCAGGCUUACGGUGGCUAUGGCGUGCAACAGGCAGGGCCCGGCACGACUGGACAGCAACAACCAUACGGAUACAAUCAGCACAUGUACUGAGGAUAAUAUCUAUAUAUAUAUAUUAUAUUCCAGUAUGGUGUUUUUGUGAUGAUAUUGGCCUACACAUAAUGAAGUUGUUUGACUCAUGGUGUAGUCUAGGGAUGCUAGGCGGAUACGCUAGUACGAUGGGACGGGCAUGUGCCAUACGUUAAAUCGUUAUAUCUGGCUUCGCGUCCGCUUAUUCGUACUUAAAUGGUAAAUCCAUUUAAUUCUUGACCAUUUGGAGGGUUCGGUCACAGCUCGCUGACCCUGGUCCGACGUUGUACUAUCGAACCUGUCGACUGCUAUGUGUUUGCUAAAUGGGCACAGCUACUUUGGUUGCGAGGGGCUAGUAAUACCAUAUCACUCGGCUUUAUUUACCAGCGUAUGUAUGAUCCGCCGAUCUUACAGUGAGCACGCCUGUGCGUUGUCAUGUGAUUGAUGUCACAUAUGUACCUUCACAGUGUGAGUGAUAAUUUAUAUCACAUAUUUGCUUCGACUAGUAGUUGUUUAUCGCUUGUGAGUGGUAGAUUAACUAGGGGAUCGGUACACAGUCCCCUGUAAUAUGAAUUUAGACACUUCCGCGUAUCCUCUCGGACAUGAGUUGAGGACGUGUAUACUUCAAAUAAGAAUAACAACUUGCUUUCGGUAUAAGAUUACUGUUACGAGAUUUAGUUUGCUGCUUUCACGUAGCGCCUUCGGGUGGUGGGAGGGGUUUUUAAUAAAAU
This is a messenger RNA of Sphaeroforma arctica JP610, 1676 nucleotides long. RefSeq lists its product as hypothetical. The coding region runs from base 1 to 969 and encodes 322 amino acids. NCBI's taxonomy places the organism in Eukaryota, Ichthyosporea, Ichthyophonida. The transcript is spliced from 4 exons. The record is from RefSeq and is a predicted model, not a curated record.